AUGGCGGCCAGAUUACAGAGACCGGCUAUCAACCGCAUCAACUCCGGAAAUGCCACUCGUGCCGACUUCAAGGUGGGAGGCCCAAAUUUGGCCGUCCCUGCCAAGCACUUGAUGGCCCCUUCGUCUGCCAAUGAGACCGCCUCUGCUUUUGAAUUGGCCAGACAUCACAUCGACGACCACAGCACCUCAGAGCCGCCCACUCCCCCGGACACCAGAGUCACUGACUCCUACGCCUACGCGUUUGAUAUUGAUGGUGUCUUGAUCCGGGGCGGUAGACCCAUUCCUGAGGCCAUUCAAGCUAUGAAGGUUCUCAACGGCGACAAUGAGUAUGGCAUCAAAGUUCCCUACAUCUUUGUUACCAAUGGUGGUGGCAAGUCCGAGCAGGAGCGUUGCAUCGACCUCAGCAAGCAGCUCGACAUUGAGGUUUCGCCCGGUCAAUUCAUUUGCGGCCAUACCCCUAUGCAGGAGAUGGCCGAGAAAUUCGGCACUGUCCUUGUUGUCGGUGGUGAGGGUGAGAAAUGUCGUAUCGUCGCUGAGAGCUACGGCUUCAAAGACGUGGUCACUCCAGGCGACAUCAUCAAGACCAAUGAGGACACGACUCCUUUCCGUAAACUUACCGAUGAAGAGAAGGCCAACUCUCGCGUACGCGACUUCAACACGAUGAGAAUCGAAGCCAUUUUCGUCUUCGCAGACAGCCGCGACUGGGCUGGCGACCAGCAAAUCAUUCUUGACGUCCUCAUGUCCGAGAAUGGCCGCUUGGGCACCGUCUCCAAGACCUUUGACGAGGGCCCGCCCAUCUUCUUCUCUCACAACGAUGUCGUCUGGUCCGCUUCGCACGAGCUGAACCGUCUUGGCAUGGGCGCUCUGCGCUGCUCGCUCGAGGCCAUGUUCAAGGCCGUCACCGGCAAGGAGCUCAAGACCACUGCCUUUGGCAAACCUCAGAUUGGCACCUUCCAAUUCGCUACCCGUCUCCUUCAGCGCUGGCGCAAGGACACCCACGGCAUAGACUCCCCCGUCGAGACGGUUUACUUUGUUGGCGAUACGCCCGAGUCUGACAUUCGUGGCACCAAUGAGUACAACAAGACUACCGGUAUGAACUGGUACUCCAUUCUCGUCCGUACUGGUGUCUACCAGACUGGCACUCAGCCUCGCUUCCAGCCCCGUCACAUUGCCGACAACGUCCUUGAGGCCGUCAAGCACGGUAUGCACCUCGAGUACAUGAAAAAGCUCCAGGUUGAGCAGAACCGUCUCAACGACAAGGCAAUCGAGCAGGGCAACCUUGACUACGCUAAGCCCGAGUCGGAACAAAAGGUUCUCUAA
Xylona heveae TC161 is the source of this 1320-nucleotide messenger RNA. Its product is annotated as phosphatidyl synthase. The transcript is spliced from 2 exons. The record is from RefSeq and is a predicted model, not a curated record. Gene Ontology annotation, cellular component: mitochondrion. Gene Ontology annotation, biological process: glycerophospholipid biosynthetic process. Bases 1 to 1320 code for a protein of 439 amino acids. NCBI's taxonomy places the organism in Eukaryota, Fungi, Ascomycota, Xylonomycetes, Xylonales, Xylonaceae.